Molecule: messenger RNA, 606 nt
Organism: Aspergillus viridinutans
Lineage: Eukaryota; Fungi; Ascomycota; Eurotiomycetes; Eurotiales; Aspergillaceae
Product: Rieske (2Fe-2S) protein
Exons: 3
Coding region: 1-606 (201 amino acids)
Molecular function (GO): 2 iron, 2 sulfur cluster binding
Source: RefSeq, a predicted model, not a curated record
AUGAGAUCACGUGCUCAGGCAGUCUCGUCUCGCGAUGCCGAAUUCACCCAAUUUGUGAGAGAAACCGCCAGAUCGCUUACACCAGCGAUGAACCCCUUCAGAGCUCCAUCUCGUCGAGAUGGAGCUUGGCACAAGGUCGGCCUUGCAUCGGCAUUUCCGGACCUCGAUAUCGACUAUGAUGGCCGUCGUAUCACAGCGAAGUGCAAAGCUUUUCGGAUCCCGAACUCCAAUACAAACGGGCCUCAAGAGGCUGAGUGUCCGGUCGAAGCGGAUAUUGACCUACCAGGCGACUUGAAAGAUCAGGUCCUUGUGUUUAAGUAUAAAGGAAAAUUUCAUGCAAUUGAUCACCAAUGCCCUCACUCGUCGUUCCCACUGUCGCAGGGGAGCCUCUUUGACAUUGAAGACUUUGGCGUCGUGCUCAGCGCCGGUAUCACAUGUCCUAAGCACGGCUGGUCCUUUGAUCUCUUCUCUGGGCAGUCGGACCGUGGCAACUACAAGCUCAAGGUUUGGGAGGCGCAGCUGCGUGACCCUCCCACAUCGACUGAUGGGGCUUCUGAGGCUACCAACAAGGAGGUUUGGGUGAGGCGGAAGCAACGAAUCGGCUAG